UGAGCUCCAACAGGCCAGAGCAGCUUCUCCACCGAUCCUCUGGCUCUCUCUCUCUCUCUCACACACACACACACACAUCUCACACUUCUGUUUUGACCUUGUUCUGCCUGACCUACUCGAGCACUACAGGAUGCCUCUUGGGGGUGGAAACAAGUGUGGCUGCUGUCAGAAGACUGUGUACUUUGCAGAGGAAGUUCAGUGCGAUGGACGGAGUUUCCAUAAAUCAUGCUUCCUGUGUAUGGUGUGCCGGAAGAACCUAGAUAGCACUACUCUGGCCACCCAUGAAAAUGAGGUCUACUGCAAGUCCUGCUACGGCAAGAAAUACGGACCAAAAGGCUAUGGGUACGGUGCGGGUGCUGGGACGCUGAGCAUGGACAAAGGAGAGUCUCUGGGAAUCAAACAUAAAGAUGAUCAGCCGCACCAGCCCACCAGCAACCCGAACACGUCCAAGUUCGCCCAGAGGUUCGGGGGUUCUGAUGUGUGCCCUCGCUGCGGCAAAGCUGUGUACGCAGCCGAGAAGACCAUCGGAGCAGGGGCGUCGUGGCAUAGGAGCUGUUUCCGCUGUGCUAAAUGUGGGAAGGGCCUCGAAUCCACUACCAUGACGGACAAAGAUGGCGAGAUCUACUGCAAAGGUUGCUAUGCUAAAAGCUUUGGUCCAAAAGGGUUCGGGUAUGGCCAAGGAGCCGGUGCUCUCGCUCAUGCUCAGUAGAGCGACGCGACCAAAACAUUUCUAUUCCAUACACCUUAUUUCACCUCGCUUGGAGAAAAAUCACUCGACAAGCUGAAGCUCUUCACUGCAUGCGCUAAUAUUUACAGUCACUAAAGUUAGCUAGCUAUCUUUUGCUUGCUAUUAAAUAAGCUAGCUAGGAUUACAAAGUGCUGUCAUUGGAGUGUGUUAACGAAACGUAAAUUGCUUACUAGCUAGCUAACAGUAUCAUCAGCAAUGGUAUUAAAUAUAGCUAGCUGCCUAUAUUAUUAAAAAUAAAUAGCUAGCUUGGGUAGUCAUAGCUAUGCCACUUGGCGUGAAAAACAGCCGCCAUGUUGCGUCAGAGGUUUGGUAAAGAGGUGUUUAUGGUGGAAAGGAAGAAGGAGACGGAAACACAGAUGGAAAUAGAAUCAUUUCACCUGCAAAUUAUCGACUCAUGUCCAAAUAGGGCUUUGGGUAUUUGGGUAUUAAUACUUUUCAAUAAAGUAGAAUAAAAAAAAAAAAAAAAA
Molecule: messenger RNA, 1215 nt
Organism: Pangasianodon hypophthalmus (striped catfish)
Lineage: Eukaryota; Metazoa; Chordata; Actinopteri; Siluriformes; Pangasiidae
Product: cysteine and glycine-rich protein 1-like
Exons: 7
Coding region: 131-709 (192 amino acids)
Biological process (GO): sarcomere organization; muscle tissue development
Cellular component (GO): Z disc; cytoplasm; nucleus
Molecular function (GO): actinin binding; structural constituent of muscle
Source: RefSeq, a predicted model, not a curated record